CUCUCUCACUCUCUCCUGCUGUCUGUCUGCAUGUAUGGCUUACAUCCGCUGCAGCAAGUGAGCACAUGUCCAGAGCAAACAUAGCGGGACUCGCCAAGUGACUUCAAGCGGGGAGUAAAUAUUUUGCAGAAACUUCGGCUGAAGGUGAAACUUUCAAUUUUCAAGAAGCUGGAUUACUUCUUAGAAAUUUGACUGUUUUUUUUGUUUGUUUGUUUUUUUAAGGAUUGCUUUGUAAACAGAAAACUUACUUUUGAGAAAUUACCAUGUGAUGGACUGAAAGAUUUUGAAAACCUCAUCUCCUUUGAGAAUUUGUGCUGCAAUCCUGGAAACUUUGGGUUCUGCAGAUCACCUCAUCAUCAGAAGAACACACUGCACCUGGAUCAGCUUGAACUUAAACACACAUCACAAGGGAAAGCUUGCCAUACAAGCGCGAUGUGUGGGUUUAUCAUUUAAUCUGUGCAAUCCUGGGCAACUCUGGCCAACUUGCAGGCAGGUGUGAUGCUGGGUCAGAGUGUUUGAUAAAGACACAUUCGCACUUCUACACACACUGACACAAACACAAACACAUAUGGCUGCCUGAAACCUACAGAGGCCAGGACAUCAGAUGAGGACAUCCAACACUCUAACCUUACAGACAUUUAAAAUUUGAGUUUCAAACCUGUGCUUGACAGGAUGCUGGUUGACAUGUAACAUGUGCACUGGCUUAUACUGAAAGAUCACAUACAAGCUGCUUUGAAUAACAGCAUUAUUGGGGCAAGAGCCACACUAUCCUGAACUGACAGCAUCUUUACGCCAUGACUCUACAAACCUGUAAUUUGGUCCCGCAGCGCAUCCUGCAGCACACUUUCUUCCCUCACCUACUUCUGUCAGUGCUGCCGUUGCUGCUCCAGGCCUGGUGGGGGAGCUGUCACCCCCAGUGCUUGGACUACAAGCCUCCGUUUGAGCCUCGGCAGCCAUUGGUCUUUUGCAAGGAGUACUCCAAGUUUGGAUGCUGUGAUCUGGAGAAAGAUGAGGAAGUAUCAGCCAAGUUUUACACCAUCAUGGAGAACUUUGACCAUUCAGGGUUUGCCACCUGUGGCAAGUACAUCCGCACCAUCCUCUGCCAGGAGUGCUCUCCAUAUGCUGCCCACCUGUAUGAUGCUGAAGAUGCCAACACACCUAUGCGGAUACUGCCUGGUCUGUGCCGUGAUUACUGCUCUAACUACUGGCAUCAGUGUCGGUACACACUCAGUCUCCUCUUGGAGAACACGGGGAGCCCGCAGCAGUUCGCAAACCUGACGGCAGCAAUAGAAGAUGAUCGCAGAAGGUUCUGUGACUAUCUGGAGCUGAAGGACAUACAGUACUGCUAUCCUAAUGUACUGACUAAUGCGGAACUAAAUGCUAACCUCGGCUUGGUGCGUGAAGAUCCGAAAGGUUGUCUGGAGUUGUGUUUACAGGAGGUUGCCAACGGGCUCCGUAACCCUGUGGCCAUGAUCCACGCAGAUGAUGGAACUCAUCGCUUCUUUGUGGCAGAGCAGCUGGGUUAUGUGUGGGUAUAUUUGGCCAACGGCUCCAGGAUCGACCGACCUUUCCUCAACCUCACCCGGGCUGUCCUCACGUCACCGUGGGCUGGAGACGAGAGGGGAUUCCUCUGCAUAGCCCUGCACCCAAGGUUCACAACAGUCAGAAAAGCAUAUGUGUACUACUCUGUGUCGGUCAAGAAGGAGGAGAGGAUACGUAUCAGCGAGUUCACACUGUCAACACAUGAUGACAACCAACUAGACCACUCCUCUGAGAGAACCAUCCUUGAGGUGGUAGAGCCGGCUUCUAACCAUAAUGGAGGACAGCUUCUGUUUGGCCAUGAUGGCUAUCUGUACAUCUUCAUCGGUGACGGUGGGCGAGCUGGGGACCCCUUUGGAAAGUUUGGCAACUCACAGAACAAGUCAACGCUUCUCGGCAAGGCACUGCGCGUUGAUGUCGACAACAAUGACGACGGAGCCCCGUACAGCAUUCCAUCAGACAACCCGUUCCUGGGGGAAAAGGAAGCACGACCUGAGAUUUAUGCCUAUGGAGUGCGCAACAUGUGGCGCUGCUCCAUUGACCGCGGUGACCGUGCUACAGGCCACGGCAGAGGCCGGAUGCUUUGUGGUGAUGUGGGCCAGAACAAAUAUGAAGAGGUGGACCUCAUUGUUAAAGGAGGCAACUAUGGAUGGAGGGCCAAAGAAGGAUUCAGCUGCUACGAUCGCAAACUCUGCCAAAACUCAUCUCUAGAUGACAUCUUGCCUAUCUUUGCCUACCCUCACAAGUUGGGCAAAUCAGUGACAGGAGGAUACAUCUACAGAGGCUGUCAGAUGCCCAACCUCAACGGAAUCUACAUCUUUGGGGAUUUCAUGAGUGGGCGUCUGAUGUCUUUAAAGGAGAAUGUCAGCACAGGUGAAUGGCAGUACAAUGAGAUCUGUAUGGGAACAGACCAGACCUGCAGAUUCCCCAAACUCAUCAACAGUUAUUAUAAAUACAUCAUCUCGUUUGCCGAGGAUGAGGCAGGUGAACUGUAUUUCUUAGCCACAGGAGCCCCGAGUGCCACAGCCAGAGCAGGAGUCAUCUAUAAGAUAGUGGACCCUUCCAGACGAGCUCCACCAGGAAAAUGCAGCAUCAAGCCUUCACAUGUUCAGAUAAAGGGAAAACUGAUUCACUUUUACCCCAAAGAAGAGUUUGUAAUCAACAAGAAACCGACCACGACUCCUGUUCCCACGACAACCACAAGAAAAACAACAACAACAACUAAAAAAUCACCAAGAAAGCCUAUAAUAAUAAUCAAACCACCAAUGCCAACAAGAAAGACAGUAAGAAAAACACAGCUAGCACCACCAACAGCAGCAACAACAACAACAACAACAACAAGAAAAACAACAACAACAACAAAGCCAACAUUACCACCAAAAACAGUGACAACAAGAGAAGCAACAUUGCAGACAACAAGAAAAUCAACGAGAAAGACAACAUUACCACCGACAACAUCAACUGUAAAAGCAACAACAGUAAAAACAACCACAACCACAACAAUAAAACCAACAACCUUACGCACAACUGUCCAGAUGGCCAUGGCAACAACUCCCGCCACAACCACGCCCUCUGGUUAUCGCACAACCAUCAUGACUGCAGUCUCCUCUAGGAUUGCUCAAACCCCAAUCAUCACCACGCGUCCAACAAGGAGACAUGGGAGACCACAUCAGUAUCCCCCUAGUACCACCUCCCACCCUUUAACCUCACCUCAGCUUCCUCCUUCUCCAUCCACAAGAACAUCUCUGAAACGAGCCCAGAUGGCUCUGACCUCUACACGUUACCCUGAGCGUCCUGGGGCGUUGACCACACCACGUCCACCAUACUGGAGCCAGAAACCCACUGUAUCUUCCUACAAGCCCCAGAGACCAACAACCAACACCAUGCUGCCUAAAGCACAGGAAGAGAAGCUGUGGCUUGGGGAGAAGCUGGAAACUGCUGGGGAGGGAAAUCAAAUAUAUAAGAGGCCCAGAGGAAGAGGUAGAGGUCGCGGCUUCCAAAGAGGAAGAGGAGGGAGAAGGCUGAGGGUUGGCUCGGUGCGACUGGUGAGCACUGAUGGUUUAUCAGAUCGAGGCAGAGUGGAGAUCUUUAUCCGAGGAGAGUGGGGGACAGUUUGUGAUGACCUUUUCACCAGCAAGGCGGGCACUGUGGUGUGUCGUCAGCUCGGCUUCACGACGGCUCUGGCGGUGAUGAAGCGGGCUGCGCUGGGGGAGGCAGACAGCAGAGUCAGGAUCUUUCUGGAUGACGUUGAGUGUGAGGGCGGUGAGAGGUCGCUGCUGGGGUGCAAGAGAUCCAGGGUUGGGAAACACAACUGCUCUCAUAGGGAAGAUGUCGGGGUGAUUUGCGGUUAGCACAGGGGGGUGAAGAAGUAGGAAAGCAUAGGAGGAGACAGGAGUGAUGUAUGGUUCUGUCACACACAGGAAGUGACGAAGAAGAAGAGAGUACUUGAAGAAGGUAUAAAAGAUUAUAACAGACUGCACAUUUUUAAGCAUGAAUGUUCAAGUCAGUUUGCCAAAAUCUCCAUGAAUCGUUUUUUCUGUUUGCCUGUUUUGCAAAUUAAUGAUCAAUUUUUUAAUUCCCACCCUCUGCUAACAGCUCGGUUGUCCAUCUGCAUUACUUCACUGUUCUUACUAUGCACUUGUAACAAAGAAGAGAGGAGCGUGAAGGAGGUGCAUGUCUCUACUCGGGGCCUUUCGUUGGCUUUGUCGGAUCCUAUUCAAAGACAGUUUCUCCAAAACUCACUCGGUCCACUGUUGUGUAAAAACUAACCAAGCACAUACAGUAACACAGAUGAUUUUAGUGAAUAGUGACAGUAACCAGCCAAGGGAAUCUGCUGAACUCUUCUUAACCCCUGUGUAAUGACCUGGUCAAAUCACCAUUCAUGACAGCAACAACCUCAGCCAGAUCAAGUUAUUUCAGCGGAGUUGCAGAAGCGAAAAAAAAAUCUGCGUACAUGUGUGAACUUUGGAAACUCACACGUCUGGCCAUCCAUAUUUAUAACGCUCUAACUCCGCUCUGCCAAAGUGUAAACUGCUCCACAAAAUGAGACGAGGGGUGAUUUCCAUCUACUCCUGCCAGUAAUGACACAGGAGGGGAUGGUGAAAGUACGGUCCCUUGAAAUAACUGUGCCAACUGUGUGGUUAGUGACCAUGAGUCCAAAUAGUCUCUACGUUACUGUCUGUAGCUUCAAGCAACAUUUAUUUCAAUGGACGCUGUGGCACUCUCUGGUGUGACCUGGCACUUUAGUGUUAUGACAAACAAGACACUGCAUCAGUGUUGUAGUUGUAAAGAGUAAUGUUUGUUACUUUUUAACUUCUUAGAGAUUUAAAAAUGUUAUUUACGAAAAACUGGUCAAAAUGGAGUAAGUUAGUUUUGGAGAAACCUGUUCUGUUUACAUAUUUACUGGAGAAAAGCUGCCCACUCCUGUUAAAUCCUGUCAGUUGUGUUCUGAGAAGAUGUUUUUUUUAUUUUUGUAUUGUAUGAUUUCAGCAGGUCUAUUUUCUAUUUGCCUUUUGAUACCUUUUUGAAUGUAGUUUUACGAUGAAAAGAGAGUUUUAGAAAGGAAAUGCUGGACAUUCUGUAUGCUGAAUGUAAUAAAAUGUUUCCAGUUUUAUAUAAAGAGAUUAAACAGCAAA
This is a messenger RNA of Seriola aureovittata, 5174 nucleotides long. Its product is annotated as HHIP-like protein 1. The record is from RefSeq and is a predicted model, not a curated record. The transcript is spliced from 14 exons. Gene Ontology annotation, cellular component: membrane. Bases 795 to 3890 code for a protein of 1031 amino acids. NCBI's taxonomy places the organism in Eukaryota, Metazoa, Chordata, Actinopteri, Carangiformes, Carangidae.